UCCAAAUUCAAGAGUGUUCAUGACAUGGUCUUUCACAACUGCCAGAACACUGCAGCUGUCAACAUAACUGUAAAGCUAUGACAGCUGUUGUGCUGUUGGCUCAUCUAUAUUUAUCAUAUUUGCUACACUGCAAUGUGUGACAUAGUGCCACCAUCAGCAGUGUCAAGUUUCAGCACCAAAGCAUGCAGCACACCCAGCACAAGAGUAGGUUAUCAUUCAUCAACAAAACGCACGGAGGAAGGCAAGGUGUAAGCAAGGGAGUUGUCUUGUAAUGUGCCACCGGUUUAUACAUUUGUAGACAAGGCCACUGAAGAUCGAUUUGGUUGCGCCGCCUUGGGGACAGCGCGCUCCAACAUUAACCAAAUGGAAUGACCACCGCUCAUUCCCUCACAGGGAUUGCGCACACAUGCCAGAGGUGAGAAGGAACCAGUUGAGGCGAUGACAUCAUGCCUGUACGAGUGCCUGCGCGAGGUCGGGCUUCAGCGUCACUACCCUUGUUUUACCGCCAUGGGACUGAGACGCGCUGGACACCUGUCUUUGCUCACCAUGGGCGACUACUCGAGCGUGGGGGUCCACAGCAUGGGGGACCGUGCCCGGCUGUUCCAUCUGGUACAGCUGGUCAAGUCUCUGAAGGAAGAGGAAGAGGAAGACCAUGGGGGCCACGAUGACGAUAGAGUUGUGAUAACAAGAAAGACUUUCACUUCGGGCAGCAAUGUCCCCGUAUGCAGGCAGCUAGAUUUUGAUGGUGAUGGUAGGUCGAGCGAGCCCAAACGCGGAUGGCUCAGUGACUAUGACAGUCACAGGGGGGCUGGUGUCCACCCCUUCCCGAGCCCGAACACAGGGGUUAAACCCAAACCACGCUGCGACCUCAGCAGAGGGUCACCCAUACACAAAACCCAGAUCAGUGGGACGCCGAUGCGUAGCUGUCCUCACAAGCAGACUGUCAGACGGACCACAGUGCACAGGAGCAACAGCAAAGUGACCCAGCGUCAGGGUGUCUGCAUUUACAAGGAGGGGACGACCAUCGGCAGCAGGCCAAGACCUGAGUUGCGCCGGGAGGCGGAUGGGACAUCCAGGAGGACGGAUGGGACAUCCAGGAGGACGGAUGGGACAUCCAGGAGGACGGAUGGGACCUCCGGGAGGACGGAUGGGACAUCCAGGAGGACGGAUGGGACAUCCAGGAGGACGGAUGAGCCCACAUACAUGUACACAUCGAGGAGAACUAUUGGCUGCAACUAUGGUCUGCCCCUGAGUAGCCCGGUGUCAACCAGAAAGGAGGCAGGUGAGCAGAGGAUCAGUGUGUGUGUGAGGAAGAGGCCCCUGACCAAUGCUGAGUACAGGAGAGGGGAGGCAGACGUGGUCACAGCUCAUGAUGGAGAUUCUGUGGUGGUCCAUGAGAGCAAAGAGGCAGUGGACCUGACCCAGUACAUACUCCAACACAGGUUUAAUUAUGAUGAGGUGUUCGGGGAAGAGAGCUCCAAUGUGGAUGUGUACCUGAAAACAGCCUUUCCGCUGAUACAGCAUGUCCUCAACGGAGGCAAGGCCACUUGUUUUGCAUAUGGCCAGACGGGAGCAGGGAAGACACACACCAUGCUGGGUUGUCCUCCUCAGAGACAGGGGCUAUACGCUCUGGCUGCCAGGGACAUAUUUACCCAGCUGCACUCCACCCAGGACUGUGGCAACUCUGCAGUCACAUCCCACGUCUAUGUCAAUGUCAGCUUCUUUGAGAUCUACUGUGGCCAGCUCUACGACUUGUUGGACCGUAGAAAACGCUUGUUUGCAAGGGAGGAUGGGCACCAAGUGGUUCAGAUAGCAGGGCUAAGAGAGGUCAAAGUGGAGUCUGUCAACUCAUUGCUAGAGGUGAUCUUGUGGGGUACAGGUGAGCGCACCCAGGGGGCAAGUGGAGUCAACCCAAUGUCGUCCCGCUCCCACGCUCUGCUCCAGAUACAGCUCAGAGACUCUGGCCAUCGGGCCACUGGCAGGAUGUCAUUUGUGGAUCUGGCUGGGAGUGAGAGAGCAGCAGACUCCAGAGACCCAGACAGACUGAGUCGCAUGGAGGGGGCAGAGAUCAACCAGAGUCUACUGGCACUGAAAGAAUGUAUCCGUUCUCUGGACCAAGAGCAGUCACACACACCGUUCAGACAGAGCAAGCUCACACAGGUUUUGAAGGACUCCUUUGUUGGUGAUUCAAAGACAUGUAUGAUUGCAAACGUUUCCCCCGGUCACCUAGCAACCAAACACACACUCAAUACGCUGAGAUACGCUGACCGGGUGAAGGAGCUGAGGGGGGGAAGGGGGAGAAGACGGCCCACAGUCACCCCGUCCCCAUCCCGGAACAUGAUCAGACUAGCAGCAUUGGUACUAGUGCCAGCAGGGGGAAAAGUCCCCCAAAAGGGGUGAAGUUGGGGGGACACAGGGAGGCCCAAAAUGUGACUGGCACCCCUGCUAGGAGGUUAGCCCCAGGGGGAGCUCUG
Molecule: messenger RNA, 2474 nt
Organism: Oncorhynchus gorbuscha (pink salmon)
Lineage: Eukaryota; Metazoa; Chordata; Actinopteri; Salmoniformes; Salmonidae
Product: kinesin-like protein KIF24
Exons: 10
Coding region: 439-2400 (653 amino acids)
Biological process (GO): microtubule-based movement
Molecular function (GO): microtubule motor activity; ATP binding; microtubule binding
Source: RefSeq, a predicted model, not a curated record